AUGACAUUCACCCGUCCAAGAAGAGCGAAGCGUCGUAUCGCCCAAGCCCAGGAUGUGGAGCUGGGGUGGUCGAAUCUGAAAUCUAUUCUGAAAGGUGAAACCACCGCGAUGACUUACAAGGAAGCUCGGGAAGCCUGGAAGUGGGGCGACAAUGUUGUGCUAUCAAGUGGCAAUAUCCUGUAUCGCACGGGUGUGAGCAGAAGAAAGGUCGAAGAAAACUUACCCGAGAUGUUGUUGAGACUAGUGCCAACCACAAUGAUCCAAGAGGUGCUACACAACUGCCAUGACUCCAUUGAAAGAGGACAUCAAGGUGUCGCCCACUCCUACCCGAAAGUAAAACACGACUAUUACUGGAUCGGUCUCUAUGCAGAUGUGGAUAAACAAGUGAAGUUAUGCCUCAACUGCAGCUCAAGCAAGAGCUUGCCGCAGCUCAAAAGCUACUUACUGUGCUCGUUUACGGGAUUGGUGGUCGUUAGAGUGAUGCCGGACACCGAUGCACUGACUGUGGUCGAGGAAUGCAUCAAUAUGAGAUUUGGUGCUUCGUCUCUCAUUCGUCACGCCUGGGACCCGCGCUUCAUGAGCGAGGUCUUCCAAGUCUUCGCUGAACUAAUACAAGCGCGGCCAAGGUCGGCGCUGAGCUAUCGCCCACAAGCGAAUGGACAGCAAGAGCGGUCGGUCAAAACCGUAAUGCAGUCUGUCAAAGCCUAUGUGGAUGCCGAACGACUAGAAAGAGACACCAUUUCAUUUGGUGCAUGGAUGGGAUGCCCAGAUGACAUUACGAGCGAUGACGACCUCUCUGAAGCACUAGCCUGGCAGCGAGAGAUUAACCGCUAUCAUCAGAUUUCACUCGAGCCGGCGAAGGAAUACCAAGCAGCAGAGAAGGCUCGAUGCACUAGACUUCACAACAAGAAACUCAGCCGUAAAGAGCAAGCCGCAAUACCAAAGAGUGUGAACGACGACUCGUCCGACGACGACUCGGAGCCCAAGUCUCUAUUUCGACCUGGAAUCCGAGUUUGGUUGUACCUCCGUGUCAACCGUUCUUGA
Messenger RNA from Phytophthora megakarya, 1044 nucleotides. The record is from the annotation of a GenBank genome assembly. Lineage: Eukaryota; Oomycota; Peronosporomycetes; Peronosporales; Peronosporaceae.